This is a messenger RNA of Paramecium sonneborni, 1666 nucleotides long. The record is from the annotation of a GenBank genome assembly. NCBI's taxonomy places the organism in Eukaryota, Ciliophora, Oligohymenophorea, Peniculida, Parameciidae.
AUGGGAUGCACAUCUUCAGCAGAGACUAUUCCUUAAUCAUUGAAUGAUUUUUAGUAGUUGAAACUAGGAACUUAAUCGAUUGAGUUAACUCAAUUGUUUUUGGUUGCAAACAAUUUAAUAAAUGAGGUCUAACAGCUUUAUAAGUAAGUUGAAGGAGAUAGACUGAUUUUAUUACGUAUUACGAAAGUAUUUUAUAAAGUUAUUAUAAUAGGUAUCUCUAACAGCAUAUUAGACACUAAUAGAUGCAUUUGGCUUUUGGACAAGAUAUGUUUCUAUCUGUAAUCUUGGUAAGGGUCAUUAGAAUGGAGUAUUUUACAAAUUAGAAAAUGAUGGUAUUUUGAAUUAAUUAUUUGGAUAGGAAAGUAUUUGACAUUUGAUUUGGGUUUAUGUGGUGAUUUGAAAAUGUAAUGGUUUGGAGAGAUUCUUAAUGAUUAUUUUUAAAGUCUUUAAAGAAUUACAUAAAUAAUUCCAAACAUUGUUGAAUAGUUGAAAGUUAUUCUGGAAAAAGUUAAUAGGAUGACAGUUAAUGUUUAAGAGAAGAAUCAAGUUUCUAGAAAUAAUAUUAGUUUAUUAAAAUUCAAUAUAAGUUUCACAAAAAUAAUGAACAUUAAAAUAAUUUAGUAUAAUGAAGAAUUAGAGUUGCUUAAUAAUAAAUAUAAAUAAUUUGCAGAAAAUGCAGAUGAAUUAGGAAUUAAACUAUAUAGUAAAUAUGGUGUAAGAAAAUUAGUUAAUUCUGAAAAAUAUUGUUUGAAAUCUAAAAUUAAUAUUAUAAUAGAUUAAUGUUUUAGAGGGGAAAUGAGAUCUGAAAUAUAAUAAGAUAUGUAGAAUAAAGAAAAGGAAAGAAGAAAAUUAAAGAAACCAGCAUGGACUUUUGGAGAUGAUAUUGGAAUUGGAAUUAAAAAGUUUCCAUUCAGAAUUAGAUGGACAGGAUGUUAAUGUGUUGAUCAUUCUUUUUUUAUAAUUUCUAAUUACUUAGAAAAUCAUAGUAAACAUCUUCUAUUGUUAAGAAAAUUAUCAGUGAUACUAAGGUAUUUGACUUAAGCUUAUAAAACUGAUGAUGAUACAUUAGCAAGAGCAUGGUCAAUUUUUUGUUGUUAUUUAAAUUAAAAGGAAAGAACAGUUAUAUAAAAUAAUAUGUCUAUUUUAGAAGGAAUUAAAAGACUGAAACUUAAAGAUGAAUAUGCUGAAAAAUGCAGAAUCUAUUUCAUUUAAUAUAUAUAAUUGUUUGAUAAUGAAUUAAUUUAAAAGUUAGAAUAAGAAUGGUAAUAUUAUUUAGAAGGAUAAGAAAAAGUAUUAUCUUUAUGGUCAAAAAAUCAAAUAUUUAGUACCAAUGAAUAUAAAUAACUUGAUAUACAUGAUAAAUAUUAUGCAUUAACAAGUAUGAGCAAAAAUAUUUAUGCUCUCUAAAACUAUUUUCCACUUGCUACCAAAAUCUAUAAUACAGGUAUUAAUAAAUAAAUUUAUAUCUUUAGUCUAUUAGAAAAAACUGGUAAAAGGAAAAGACUUUCUCAAUUAAUUAUAAUCAAUUUAUAUCUCUUCAGGAAUUUACACUCUUCAAUUUGAUAAACUUUAUACCUUAAAUAAAACAGAAGAUGAUUUAAUUAAAGUUAAGAAUAAGGAAAUAAAGUAUAAAUAUGCAUUUAGUAAAUUUGAACGAAAAGGUUGA